GUUAAUGUAAACAUUGCAUAUUCAUUCUUCAGCCAACUGCUGCAAGACACAGAUGGAUUCUCCGGACAGGGACAACUUCUUUGAUAGAUUUGUCGACAGAAAGAAAAUUUUUGAUAAACAGGAUUGCAUACAAUGCUUUCAACGCUAUGAUGUUGACAGAGACGGAUACUUGAAUAAGAGGGAGUUUCGGCAGUUACUGAGCGACAUUUUCUGUGAUGGCUCCCAGCCUUACAAACUGACAGAGGAGCAGGAAAAGGAGCUGUUCACUCUUCUGGAUCAAGAUCAGGAUGGGAAAAUCAGUAAGACCGAGUUUCUUGGGAACUGUUACUACUGGCUGAAACAAAUUUUGCAGCCAAAUUCUGCUUUGAUUGUUGUGGAUGUGCAGAACGACUUUCUAGAUGGUAACCUUGCCCUGCGUAACUGUCCAGCAGGUCAGGAUGGACUCGGGGUCAUUCCAGCCAUUAACUCUGUCCUUGACACGGUGAACUUUGAACUUGUUGUGUAUACCAGGGAUUGGCAUCCAGCAGAUCACAUAUCAUUUGCAGAAAACAAACAUAUCAGACCAUUCCAUUCUACCAGCCAAAUCACACAGAGAGAAGCCAAAGUCCAUGACACAGUGAUAUUUGAGGGACCCCCGAUGACAGAGCAGAGACUAUGGCCCACUCAUUGUGUUCAGGGAAGCUGGGGAGCUGAAAUCCAUACAGAUCUCAAGGUUCCAGACAAUAGUGUAUUUGUGGAUAAAGGGAAAAACCCCAAUGUGGACAGUUACUCGGCAUUCUGGGAUAACAACAAACAUUCACAGACGGAGCUCGUCCAAAUCCUGUCCACGCACAACAUCACGGACGUGUAUCUGUGUGGGGUGGCCUAUGAUGUGUGUGUGGGUUUCACAGGAUUAGAUGCUAUGGACCAUGGGUUUAGAGUAGUGGCACUUGAUGAUGCUUGUCGUGGAGUUGACAUAAAGCAAAUAGAUGAAAUGAAGAAAUCUCUCCAAGAGAAAGGAGCUAUCAUUAUUAGUACUUGUAAGGUGAAGGACAUCGUAGAAGGAUCUGACCGGCCCCCGAAGCUUGGGAUUCAGACGGCUAGGAAUGUAGCUCUUGCACGGACAUUAGUGAAUAACAAUAAGGUCCACCCAACGUAACUGCGUCCUGUAAUGUUUACACGGAGAAGUCGGCGGGGUUAAGAUCAUCCAUCCAAAACUUGCACACAUUGACUGUUAUCUUGUAUUGACAAUGGAGUUUUCUUGAUAUUUUAAUGUUGUGCACUGUGCACCAGUUUGCUUCUUGGUUAAGAGUGUGUUUAUUUUUUUUUUCCUCUAUGACUGCAUUUAGUUUCUUAAAUCAAAAGAUUAUCUUUGAUUAACUGUAAGUAAGUAUAAGGGAAUAAUGGAAUAAUGCUGAAUGUACUACAAUGUGUUUUCAGUCAUUUGGAAUUGCCAUACUAUGGUACGGUAGGAAUUCCCCCCCCCCCCCCCCCCCCCC
Magallana angulata is the source of this 1478-nucleotide messenger RNA. Its product is annotated as nicotinamidase-like. The transcript is spliced from 8 exons. NCBI's taxonomy places the organism in Eukaryota, Metazoa, Mollusca, Bivalvia, Ostreida, Ostreidae. Gene Ontology annotation, molecular function: calcium ion binding. Bases 53 to 1138 code for a protein of 361 amino acids. The record is from RefSeq and is a predicted model, not a curated record.